CAUUUGAAUCCUGUGAUUGCAUAGUCAGUGAUAUUUUAAGCCUUUGUUUCUCCAUGAGAUGAUGUUGUGAUACGUUAUUGCCAUUGUCAGACAGUGUGCCAGAUCUGACAGAAGAAGACCAGAGAGAACAGAUCAUUUUGGCAUUAAUGGCAAAUAAACCGAGUGGUGUGCGGCUGUCCGUUCACCCAUCCCGAGCUCUUGUGGAUGAGAAGUUUAAAGUGCUGGUCCAAAAUGCUCCUCCUGGGACUGAGCUGACGGUGCGCUCCCAUCUCCUCAGUGAAGACAAACACAACUGGGAGGCGUUUGGACACUACAUGUGUGACAGCACCGGGACACUCAACUUGUGUGAGGACCCCAGCCUGGGUGGGACAUAUGAAGGAGUGGAACCAAUGGGAUUACUGUGGAGCCUCAGACCAGUGCCAGGGAGUAAACCUGGACUCAGGUUGAGGAAGACCAAUGUGGAGACCCCUCUGGAGGUGACAGUGUCAGUGUACCAGGGCCACCUGUCAGAGGGCUUCAAGGAGCAGAGCUGUCUGGCUGCUGUGCUGGUGGAGCGCUGGUACAUGGCUCCUGGAGUCCAGAGGAUACCAGUUACAGAGCACGACCUCACUGCUACACUCUUCCUCCCUCCAGGACCUGGCCCGUUUCCUGCUGUCCUGGACCUCUGGGGAGGAGGUGGCAAUCUAGUGGAGUAUAGAGCGUCUUUACUGGCGUCACAUGGGUUUGCUGCUCUGGCCCUGGAUUAUCUGACCAAUAAAGUCACAAUGACAACUGGAAAAAGUAUGAAGAAUGACUACUUUGAGACUGCCUAUAAAUUCCUGGAGCAACAUCCUCAGAUUGUGGGCAGCAGGAUCGCCAUGUGGGGCCUGUCUUUUGGUACAGUUAUGACCUUAAAAAUGGCCGCUUACUCCAAGGUCAUGAAGCUUAGAUGUGCAGUGUGUAUCAACGGAAGUCACGUUCAGCCAGUGAACGGCAGCGUUGAAGAACUAUUGAACUACUUUAGUAUAAAUAUCGAUAAAACCCGCAUCAGUGAGAAACAGGAACUAACAUGGCAUGACCUGCUCCUGCCAAUCCCUGAAGACCCUGCAUUCAAAGUAGAUAUGGGACGUGUGCAGUGCCCCCUGUUGUUAGUGGUGGGUCAGGAUGAUCAGUGUUGGUCGUCUUUUAUAGGUGCUAUGGAUGUGAGUUCACUGUAUUUGGGGAUAUCAUAGCAGCUACUGCAGUUUGUAA
Messenger RNA from Boleophthalmus pectinirostris (great blue-spotted mudskipper), 1230 nucleotides. Its product is annotated as acyl-coenzyme A thioesterase 2, mitochondrial-like. Gene Ontology annotation, molecular function: fatty acyl-CoA hydrolase activity. The record is from RefSeq and is a predicted model, not a curated record. NCBI's taxonomy places the organism in Eukaryota, Metazoa, Chordata, Actinopteri, Gobiiformes, Gobiidae. Gene Ontology annotation, biological process: fatty acid metabolic process; acyl-CoA metabolic process. Bases 147 to 1211 code for a protein of 354 amino acids. The transcript is spliced from 9 exons.